Molecule: messenger RNA, 2458 nt
Organism: Branchiostoma belcheri (Belcher's lancelet)
Lineage: Eukaryota; Metazoa; Chordata; Leptocardii; Amphioxiformes; Branchiostomatidae
Product: probable Werner syndrome ATP-dependent helicase homolog 1
Exons: 6
Coding region: 1019-2353 (444 amino acids)
Biological process (GO): telomere maintenance; double-strand break repair via homologous recombination
Cellular component (GO): chromosome; nucleus; cytoplasm
Molecular function (GO): four-way junction helicase activity; 3'-5' DNA helicase activity
Source: RefSeq, a predicted model, not a curated record
CACUGAAUUUUUUUUCCACCAAACCCAACCUCUGCCGGCAGUCGAAAGCUUCAAUGGGCUAUAAACCUAAUCACUUUGACACAUUACGGUCGUUUUACACGAAGGUGCGAAGUGCGCGCGCCUCUGCCGAGGGCUUCCCCUCCCCCCGCUGCGAGCUUUCCGGGCUAACCGUCAAAACCACUGACCCGACUCGAUUCUAACGGUCCGGGGUCACGGCGGCGUUCAAACUUGUUUUGUUUCGUCUGAGCGUAUUUUUUCCUAAGUGUGCUGCUAUUACUUACCUCCGUAUGGAGGAACGGGCGCAGCGGGCAGCAAAAGACCUCUGGGGCUUCCCAUGUCUUCGAGACGAGCAGGUCAAGGCGAUUUUAGCCGCAGUGUCUGGGAAAGACACGUUCGUCGGUCUUGCAACCGGCAAAGGAAAGACCCUCUGUUACCAAAUUCUACCAAACAUCCUGCUAGAACCCAAGGUCGUCGUGGUGAUCUCUCCACUUAAAGCUUUGGUUGCCGAUCAGGUAAGGCAAUAUAUUUAUCUAAUUUUUGACUUGCGUAUUUUUUAGACAAUGGAGACGUGACGACGGCAGUGGUGCCCCCCUCCCCAUGUUUAAAAUACCGGUACAUUCAGAGUGACUUACCGUCUCCGCUUCAUCGAGCUCCGAUGCUUUAAAAUAAGACUAAAUAAGAACAUACGUACUCAACUUAAAAUGCAGUCUCAACCAUUUUUCUGCAUCCCCUUUGUAUUCUCUUGCGCAAAUGGGAUGCACGUAUUCUGUAUGUUGUUCUUAGACACCAUAAUAAAGUACAACAAAAAGUUAAUGCUUGAUAAGCUAUAUAUAAGUGUUUUUGUGUUGGACCAAAAGUUUUAACUCUAAACAUGUAACUGCCAACACAGUACAGAUGAACUUUCAUGAUACUAUACAUAUAAGUGCUUGACACUACCUCAAUGUAUUUGCACAUUAUAUACCAUUGAAAGUAUGGUACACAAUACAGAUAUACUUGAACUUAUUUCAGAUACACAGAUAUGAGGGUUCAUCUGGAUAUAGGGCAGUGCAUCUGCAGACGGCGGGAGACAUCCAGAGUUUUCAUGGCACCAGAGCAGGCUGUUUCAACAGAAGGACGACAGCUUAUGCAGAAGCCCCCUCUCCCCAUAGCACUGGUAGCAGUGGAUGAGGCACAUUGUAUACACGAAUGGGGGGACGACUUCCGGAGAACUUUCAAGGAGCUUGGGAGCCUCCGCGCUGUCCUGUCACUUGACAUUCCCUUCAUGGCUCUGACUGCCACUGCAACCACUGCUGUGUUGAAGACGGUGAAGACCACACUACACAUGGACGAGCCGGUGAUUGUGAAAGGCUGCCUGGACAGGCCAAACAUCCAUCUUCAGCUGAAAAGUAUCAAGAGAACAAAGGAAGACCUCCAGCCUCUAGUGCAACACAUAGUCUCGGCUGAGAGUGUGGAAGACAUCAAGAAACACCUGGUCUACGCCAAGACAAAAAAGAUGUGCAUGGAUCUGUGGGAGGUCAUCCGGGGCCAAUGCAGUGGAUCAAAAAAGAAGGCAGUUAGGGCUUUCCAUGCAGACAUUUCAACUAAGGCAAAAACCGAGAUACUGGAGGGAUUCAGGAGUGGGGCCAUAAGGAUUGUUGUGUCAACAAUUGCCUUUGGCAUGGGUAUCGACAUUCCUGAUGUUCAUGGCGUGGUCGUAUAUCACGUGCCCACCACCAUUGGGCAGCUCUAUCAGGAAAUUGGGAGAGCCGGACGAGAUGGGGAGCAAGCCACUGCCACCAUUUUUCAUGGUAAAGCUGACCUCAGCAAAGCUGAAGAAGACGUGAAAGCAUUCGUACAGACAACAGGGUGCCUCCGGGAAGAGCUGCUUAAACAUCUUGGCCAAGAUCUCGAAGAGCCCCCAGAAAAUUGUUGCACGACGGAGGAGGACCCCAACAACAAUGGCCUCUUCAUCUUCCUGCAACAAGCCAACCCUGAACAUGCUGACCAGACGAGACCAAGAGCCCCCAAUCGUAAACAGCGCCAGGACACAAAAAGGGGUGAUGAACUUAAAGCCAAGCUGAGGGAGAUGCGGGACUCCUGGUUUGAGGAAAGGCCGGAACUCCAGCUUUUUGGCCCUGUGGCUGUCCUGGCAGAUGAAGUCAUAAACACACUUGUUUCCAAGUGUAGGGGUAUACAUAACAUUAAUGACUUGAAAAAGAUCAAGGGGGUACAAGCCAAAUAUGCCGCUGAAAUUAUUGGAGCGUUUGACCAGUUUUUCCCUGAGUGCCCACCACGCAGAGUGGCAGUGGCCAGGAGGCAAAGGGGGGCAGCUAGCGCCAGGAGAGCCCUGCAGGACAUCACAAAUGUAGAGUAAUUACUAGUAACAUACCUUACUCAUCCAUUAGCGUCUGUAGAUCAACCUCUAGGUCAGGAUCCCUGUCGUAGAUGUCCUCCUCAUCUUCUGUUUCAUCUUUGCUGA